Molecule: messenger RNA, 748 nt
Organism: Microplitis demolitor
Lineage: Eukaryota; Metazoa; Arthropoda; Insecta; Hymenoptera; Braconidae
Exons: 2
Coding region: 301-651 (116 amino acids)
Source: RefSeq, a predicted model, not a curated record
GCGAGCAAGUAGAGAAUCGAUUUGAAGCGUACAGGUUUUGAAUGCAAAGUUUAGUUUGCUGAGUAGAGAUCAACCCCUGGGUGAAUAAGAGCAUGAACACGCGAACUCGGGUUAUAUUGUGCUCGGUUGGUCUUUUGCGUCGGCGGCCUCGAAAGAUCUUUCCUUUUUGCCGAGAGCAAGAUCGCGAGAGCUGAAAACACGAGGAUUUACACGUGUACAUAAGCGUGGUGGAGCUUUUACAUUAGGUACAGUAGAGAGUGUAGAGUAUAAAGAAGAAGUUAAGAGAAACUGAGGCUGAGUAUGAGGCUGAGGCUGAGGCUGAGAGAAUUUGCGGAUAUUGGAUUAAUUAUGUCGGUACCGGGACCAGCAUCAAAAACUAAUGAUGAACCAGAUUCACAUCCCGAGGACGGUGCUACAUUUGGUCAAAUUGUUCGCUAUGUAAUGAAGCAAAUGAGAUACUCUGAAGACAUAGCCGUGAAUGCAGUGCUCGAGGUGCUUAAUGCCGGUAUUGCGGUGAAGAAGAUCAUUAAAACAGAACGACGUAAAUACGUACUUGCAGAUAAUAGUAAACCUGCCCACAUAAAUUACAAAAUACGAGAUCCGCGAUUCAGCGAGGACAGCAGUGACUUUAGUGAAUUCAGCGAUGAUUGACACGGCUAUUAUACAAAUUAAACGUCUUCUAAAUGCUUAAAACUAUUUAUUAUAAAACGAAAUGAAAUAAAAUAAAUUUAUGUAUCACGAAUCAUGA